Rhinolophus ferrumequinum (greater horseshoe bat) is the source of this 1500-nucleotide messenger RNA. RefSeq names its product transmembrane protein 177 (gene TMEM177). NCBI's taxonomy places the organism in Eukaryota, Metazoa, Chordata, Mammalia, Chiroptera, Rhinolophidae. Bases 268 to 1203 code for a protein of 311 amino acids. The transcript is spliced from 2 exons. The record is from RefSeq and is a predicted model, not a curated record.
GACCUUAGGGGCGGCCCCGUCCGCAGGCUCCUUGCGGGUAACGCGUUCGAGCCCCGGGCGUAGCCUAGGGGCGCCGGGGUGGCUGCCCGGGCAGCCCUCGGCCAGGGUCCUGCCGCCCCUCCUCGCGCUGCCUCCGAGGCCUUCCUGGAGCACGGCCUUGGCGCUGGUGGUCCUGGCGGCGCUGGGUCCUCGGUAGGACCCUUCCUUUACCAGCCUCAGUUCCCGCAUUGGAAAAAAGGCCCAAGGUUUAUAGCAGUGGCAGCAUUCAUGGCAGGUCCCCUGUGGCGGGCCGCAGCAUUUGUGCAGAGACACAGGACAGGCCUUUUGGUGGGUUCUUGUGCAGGCCUGUUUGGGGCCCAAAUCUCUUACCACCUCAUCCCAGAUCCUGUGCUUCGAUGGCUGUACCAGUACUGGCCUCGGGGGCAGCCAGCCCCGCUCUCCCCAAAGCUACAGAGACUCUUCCAAGAGGUGCUACAGGACAUGGGCAUCCCGUCAGGCCAUUGCUACGAGGCCUUCACCACCUUCACCUUCCAGCCUGUGAGCGCUGGCUUCCCAAGACUCCCUGCUGGGGCUGUGGUGGGCAUCCCUGCCAGCUUCCUGGGUGAUACAGUGACCAACACUAACCGGCCUGUGGUCAUACACGGGCAAAGAGUGGACUGGCAAAGCCCUGCAGGUGCCCGGCUGAGAGAUGCCCUGACCCUGUCCCAUGACGCCCAGAAGUUCGCCUUAGCCAGGGAGGUGGUGUACCUGGAAAGCGGUGCAGCUACCCUGCAAGCCCUGCCAGCCCCAGCUUGCCUGGCAGGAACCUGGGCUCUGAGCGUGGGUGCCAAGCAUGCACUGGGGCUCUAUGGAGGCCCCAUGACCUUACGGGCUGCCUUCAACCUGGUGGCAGCAGUGGCAGGCUUUGUGGCCUACAGCUUCUCCACGGACUCUCUCACUCAUGCUGUGGAAGCCUGGCUGGACCGCCACACUGCAUCCCUGUCUGCAGCCUAUUCCCAGGGUGGAGUGGAGUUCUAUGAGAAGGUUCUGUUGGCCAACCUGGCCCUGCGCAGUCUCUUGGGCAGCCCUGGAGAGAAGCUGUAUUCGCCCAGCGGGAAUGUCAUUCCCAGACACUGGUUCCGCAUCAAACAUUUACCCUACACAACCCGCCGGGACUCCGUGCUGCAGAUGUGGAGGGCGACGCUCAACCCAGGCCGCUCCUGAGGGGCUCAUCUCACGGGCAGUUCCAGCUCGUGCAGGCACCACCUUGCCAUUGACUCUGGGGGGCUCUCGGUGCCUCUGCACCCACAUCCCAAUGUCAGAAAAAUCACAGGCUUUGGAGUUAAACAGCCUAGAUUUUACCCCAACCCACAUCUUAAGAUCGCAGUGACCUUGGGCAUAUCCCUUUAUGAAUCUGACCGUUGGUUUUAUCCACUGUAAAUGGGGAUGAUGUAAACUUCCUGACAGCCGUGGGGUCACCUGGAAGAGAGAGUGUGCCGUAAAUAAACAGGAUGUCCCUUG